Molecule: messenger RNA, 1455 nt
Organism: Lodderomyces margitis
Lineage: Eukaryota; Fungi; Ascomycota; Pichiomycetes; Serinales; Debaryomycetaceae
Gene: GTT13
Product: Gtt13p
Exons: 3
Coding region: 1-1455 (484 amino acids)
Source: RefSeq, a predicted model, not a curated record
AUGUCUCAAAAAGAUAAAAUUACCGUUCACUGGUUGAAUUUCUCCCGUGCCCAGAGAAUUCUUUGGUUAUUAGAUGAAUUGAAAUUGACCUAUGACUUGAAAGUUUAUGAAAGAAACAAAGAAUAUAGAGCCCCCAAAGAAUUGGAAGAGGUUCAUCCAUUGGGUAAGAGUCCAGUCGUUGAAAUCACCAAACCUGAUGGCGAAGUGAUUCAACUUGCAGAAUCAGGAUGGAUCGUCCAAUACUUGAUUGACAAUUACGACACCGAGGCCAAACUCAAACCAGCCAGUGUUCAAGAUCAAAACAAAGUCAACUACUUUCUCCACUAUGCUGAAGGAACUUUGCAGCCAUUGUUGGUUGGUUUAUUAGUCAACCAAAUGGCUACCAAAGUUCCCCCAUUCCCCGCCAAUUGGAUCGCCGGCGCCGUUGUUAAAGGAAUCAAUGCUAAAUAUUACGGCCCCGAGUUGGAAAAGAACUUGAAAUACUUGGAUGGUAUUGCCAAGGCGCAAAAUGCGAAAGGAAGCAAGUAUUUGGUGGGAGAUAAAUUAUCGGGUGCUGAUAUCAUUUUAAGCUUUCCUAUAAUUUCCAUCUUUACUACCGGCAGAGGUUUGCGUCCAACUGUCGUGGAUGAAUUUCCCGAGUUACAUAAGUACUAUCAAAACUUGAGUCAGGAAAAGAACUUGAAGGAUGUGAAUGAAAAGAUUGCAAAGCUUGAUGACUCUCGAGCACAAAGGAUAUUAUGGUUAUUAGAGAUUCUACAAUUAGAUUACGAGGUCAAGAUAUACUUACGACACCCAGAAACGUGGCGUGGUCCCGUAGAGCUAUUUGAUGCCCACCCCACGGGUAAAGCACCCGUGUUGGAGAUUAUAUUUGGUGAUGGCAGGCCCAGCAUGAAACUUGCCGAAAGUGGAUUUAUAAUGCAAUACUUGUUGCGCUUUUACGAUCGCAAUUAUAUUUUAAAUCCUACUGAUCUCAGUGAACAGUUGGAAGUGGAUUACUGGUUGCAUUUCAGUGAAGGAACCUUGCAACAUCUUCAAAUGACAUUAUUAAUCAACUCAGUUGCUAAGCACGUGGCGCCAUUUGGAUUAAAGGGCAUGGCCAAGUUAGUGACAAAGGGAUUGAACAAUGGGUUCUAUCUCCAUGAAUGGAAGUUGAAUAUGCAGUAUUUGGACGACAGGUUGGCCCAGAAUGGUACGGGCUUUUUUGUGGGCAAUAAAUUGACAGCAGCUGAUAUCAUUUUGAGCUUCCCCAUAUUUGAAAAUGUAUUUGAUAACUUGGAUGGCGUUAGAGAAAUAACUCAUGAUAAACGAGAUUUAAGAAAAGUGUGGCCAAAUUUAGCCAAGUGGAGUCGGAUGAUUAAGAAUAUCCCCAGUUAUAAGAAAGUGAACCAAUUGAUGGAUGAGGAAGUUGAGGAUUUGAUUGCCUUGAAUCCGAAAUUUAAUUAUGCAAAGGAUUAA